Molecule: messenger RNA, 1503 nt
Organism: Cynocephalus volans (Philippine flying lemur)
Lineage: Eukaryota; Metazoa; Chordata; Mammalia; Dermoptera; Cynocephalidae
Gene: ANKUB1
Product: ankyrin repeat and ubiquitin domain containing 1
Molecular function (GO): protein binding
Source: RefSeq, a predicted model, not a curated record
AUGAGGAUUUUUAUAGCCUUUGAAGGCUCUUUUGAACCAUUUGAUGUUUCAGCAGAUGUAACAGUGGAGUCUGUUAAGCUGAUAAUAAAGGACUAUUUCCACAUUCUUCUCUUUGAAGACACACAAGGCUGGUGCUAUCUGAAGCUGAUGCAUGCUGGAGCCACUCUAGAGGACAGGUGGAGUCUUGCUGAUGUUGGAAUAUCUUUCUGUUCAACUCUCAAAUGCUCUAUUAAGGAAGAAGACAAGCCUACUCUCUAUAUGUUCAAUGCUGUAACCUAAGAGACAAUGUCAAUAAUGGAGAGCAUUUCCCUUCUUGAUAGAAAAGUGUCUAAUCUGAGAACUAGAACACUGGUAAUUCUGAGAUGUGGCUUCCCUGUGAGUGCCUACUGUCUAUGGACCCCAAAGGGACUGGAGAUGUAUGACUGCAACACCCUCAGGGACUACAGACUGAUAGGUGCAACACUUCACUUGGACAUCUGGGAUAGAUGGAAGGAAUUCCUGACGGGCUGUCUCCUUGGACAAAAACUUAAAGUCCAACACUAGUUAUCAAAAGAAGGACCAGUGCUCAAGUAUCAGAGAAAGGUAGCCUUGUACAUUGUCGCCUUUUAUGGGUACAUUGAACUCACUGAAUGGGCCCUGAGGCAGGGUGUGCAGCCCCACGAGGUAGUUGGUGUUCACCCCUGUAGAGCAUGGUGCUAUGAAGCCCUUCAUGCAGAUGUCUCUAAAUGCCCCAUUCAUGCAGCUGCAGAAGCAGGCCAACUGUUGAUUCUGAAGGCCUUUGUCAACUGCAGCAUGCUGUGCCUAGAAUGCAAAAAUGCCACGGGACAAACUCCCCUGACCAUCGCGUUCAAACACAAGCAUAAAGACUGUGUAUUAUAUUUGCUCAGUAAAUUGUGGUCUACGGUUUCUUUUCUGAAGAUUUCAGUGUCGAUGAGGAUUUAUAUUAAAAUUAGGGUCCUCAGAGCUCAGAGACAUAGCCUUCAUAAAAGCUAGCUUGUGGGAGCAAGAGUCUCUGGGGCAAAAGUUAGAGACACUGUGAUGGUAGAUGGUUUCACCAAACCAAAAAUGACCUCCAAGACCUGGCAUAAGGCUGGGAACAAGGACUCACAAAGUACCUUGAGCAAGCCACUGCUGCUCAGUGAUCAAAGUGCCAGCAAGAAACCUGUCAACCCUUAGUCAGUUUUGCAGCUGGACACAGGAGAACAAACCCUUGAAUUGCCUCUACUGGUAGAUGCAAAUACAUUCUCUGAGUUACAAAGACAACAACAACAAAAUCGAAAAAAAAUUACUACCACAGCUAGGAAAAAAGAAAAGUUCAUAAAAAAUACUUAUCUCCCCCAAGUCCCGCUCCCUCCAGUUUCAAGAGUGGGAUAUGCACAUCCAUCCUUUCACUAUGCAAUACCCAGUGACUUUUUACUAAGAUCUUCCCUGGCAUCUUUCUCAGAGCACAGUGGGAGGAUUCCAAGGGAGAAUGCAAUCAACUGCUUAGCUGUGGCAAGGUAA